AUGGAGAGAACGGAGGAUGUAACAUAUUUAAAACUCAUUCCAAUGUGUACUGCAGCCGAAAGGAGUGAAGCAUCACUUCUGCUCGGCACUUUCGUUGGAUGUUUCAGCGAAAACGAUAAAUUAGAUCUUGAAGUGUGUGAUGACAGCCGAUAUGUACUGCGUGGCAUACGUAAGUCGUUACGGCAACUGGUUUAUGACGGUAACGGAGUUGAGGCGAAGGAAACCCUCGAGCGACUUGUGCACAUUGUUUGUGAGCGAAGGAUGGCAACAGCUGCAUUGCGCUCUCCUUUUGUAGCACCGAACACCUUAACAUGUUAUUUGCCAUCCAGUGCACAAUGUGAACGGAGGGGUGGAGUUACAAUGUUACGGGUGCUGCGAGAAUUAGUCGGAACCGCUUCCUCGCUAAAUAAUUCCAUCGAAUUGAAUGAAUCCGGCGAUUACACCGGAUGGCCUGUUUCUGUAUUGCCUUGCCCUUUAUUGUACGUUGUGUACUAUUUGACCAGCGCUCAAUGUAGCGAGGGCUCAAAGGACGACUUCUGCAGUCCGUGGGCAAAGCUAUUUUUCGGCGAGUUACUGUCGUUAGAAGGAACUGAGAAUGAUGAACUUGAAGCUGUAGUGGCAUCUUACGAUGAUAUGCCGGGUACGUGUACGUGUGGGCCAACAUCACGUGAAAAUCUUCCACAUACGCAGCAGCCGCUUCUAAUGAAAAAGAUCCGGCAUAAUAUUACACGGCUCUUCUCCACUUCAUUUCCUCACCAUGGUGCGUGGCGUCUACUUUCUUUCAUGGAUGUCUAUUCAGCGUGGAUAAGGCGGGAUUUGCACCGUGCAUUGGAUGGCGCUACGCAAGCAUUGCAUGCUGCGACGUUUGGCGAAGACAAAUGCACUAUGCUGUGGAUUGCACGACAUGUUUUGCGGUUUAUUCAUGCUUUUGCUGUUGCAGCAACGACAAACUUGGCGAACCACGACUCGCGACGUGAGAUGGAAUAUAAGCUCGAGCACGUAAACUCUCAUUACAAUUCCUCCGAUGACGACAGUUUUGCAUGCAAUGAUAGCAUCGCCAGCCAAUUGUAUUUUCCACAUUCCCCGUCUUUGCUCUUGGAUGUGCGGGAGAAUUUCCGCUUUGUGUUGUUUAGCGAUUGGCCUGAUUGCAGUGAGGCAGGUGAGCGUCGUGGAGAGGACAAAACGACAUUCUGCAGAGGUGAUGGUGUUGCAUCCCGGCAAACAAAGCACGUAAACCACCGGCGCUCCAGCGGGAAUAGUGAUAACCUCCCAAGUGGAAGCGCCACGUCUCGGCAGUUCGGCACUUGCCGGGUCUCGUUAUUUGUCUCUCUUCUGGAAGUGUGGCUUCGCGCUAAAAAACAUACUGAUGCUGGUGAGAUGGUCGAAUCCCGCAUCUUGAUAGUAAAUACUCUGGACAGCCUGUUUGACAAUAGCGCUUCCGAUGAGGUGCCAAAAGGACCGUUCUCCGCAUGGGAGCACCGCACUGCCGAAUACAUGUGUCCAAUUCAGUGGCUUCGUCAAGUGCUACUUGUCAACUGUGCAGCACUUGUCGACAGUCCAACCGUUUUGCACAUGCUUUGGAAUUGGCCCCAUCCACUUACUACAGGGGAGUCAGUUUUCCUGGCCGUGUGCCCAACGCUAACCGCUGGUGGGUUGCACUCACCCAUCCUCUCUUGUGUUCCCUUCUGCCCAACGACUUCACCGAUGUGCUUGGAUGAUUUUAUUCAACUUGUGGAUUGUUGGCCCCUUCCUGUGCAGGUGCCAUUGUUGAUGCAGCGGAUUUGGUAUAAGCAACAGGAACUUCAGCGGCCAUCUGUCGACAAGGGGGGUAACAGAAACACCAAGGGCUAUAAUUCUACAGAAGAUGAUAUGUGCUGUGAGGAAGGAGAACGACGACUUUCUCUGCAGUGGGAAGUUUUACAUCUUUGUGAGAUCCUUGUUGACCGUGCACGAGGACUAUCUGGAACUCUCGAAUUAAGUUUCACGGAAUGCUCUCCACACCGCGCUCUGCUCGAGGCAAUUACGACGGUGUGCGAGUUGCAGGAGGAUAUUCUACGCGUAACAGCUACCUGUUUAGCGGGUGAUCACCAAACUUCUUCAUCCAGAUCGCCGAGCAGCGGCAGCGUCAGUAGCGACGGCACUGAGGUUGAGGUCCCAAAUCGUGCAGACAUCACAACUGCUUUGGGUUCAUGUGAAGAGCUUGUUUGCCUUCGUUGCAGAGAAGCAUUUGAAGAUUCUGCUUCAUUAUUCCAUAGGAAUGGACCGACUGAUAAGGAUGACCAACGUGAGAAGUUGGCUGGUAGUGGCGGCCACAAAACCAAUGCAACGGAAGAUCCACUGUUGUUUCAUUUAUUUCCCAUCAUCUCGACCACAAAACCAGUGGUGGCGCAUGAAGUAUUUUGGCUUGCGCACAAGCAACUGCCCCGGUGGGCUGCGGUUUUCCUGCAAAACUACGGUUACCUCAAGGUUUCUGCGGCUGUGUGCAGGCUGCGGAUUGCAGCCGCUGCCUUCGAUCCCACGACACCACAACUCGCGGCGGAGAUGCUGGCUGCUUUUCCUAAUAAUGCGGUGGUAGCUGUUCAUGCUGCUGCAUCGUUAUUUGCGAGUCUUCACAUUGUUCAGGCGAAACAAUGCAUCAACGAGGCGGUUCAGGAGUACCCUCACUCAGCGGAGUUGCACCGUGUUUUCCACAUGAUACAUUCCAGCGGUAACAGAAAGCAGCUGAGGGACCAGCUUAAGGAAACGCCUCAACGCAGUCGGCACAAGAAUAUUGCAGGUAUUACUUACUCGCAUCAGUACCGUGGGAUGUGUACUGUGCGCUACAAGGUUGCGCAAUGCGACAGUGUUGCACACUGGUUGCAAGUAUUUGCCUCUGUUGUCUGUGUGUUUUUUUGGAUAGCUUCACUCGGCCUCUAUUUUUUUGAUAAUGUUUUAAGAACCGCGGUAGAUGUCAGUGAUUCCCCGCCACCUUCAUUCCAGACUUCUAACGAAACAGCGAUUGAUGGCACACCGACGCAUGGUGCAAGAAGACGCUGGUCGUUUAAGUUAUUUUUUUCUCCUCUUAUUUACCUUUCUGCGUUUCUUCUUGUAUACGCGAUUACCGCUGCCGUUGUUGUUCCCAUUCUUGCGGGACGUCAAUCUAAAUGGAAACGGCGAUGUGCACUCGUGAACAGGUUCCUUCGCUCUUUGCUUGAGGAGCAAUCUCUUGUGAACACUGCUCUUAACAGAAUAAACUUCUGUCUUCGCGGUAUGGCACUUGUGAACAUCAUAACAGCUGUACAGCUCGUCACAAGCAACAUAAUUUCCCUUCGUACCCCAGAUUAUCGUCUUGAAGCGACGAACUGGAUGAGCACUAAGUCCCAUGUACCAAAUACGUUACCGGAUGGUGAUUUUACCAAUUGGUGUAUUGCUUUGUCGCUUCUACUACCUGUGCUUUUAUUUGGAGUUGCCUUUCAUGGUACCGCGUGGCGAGUGGUGCGUGGCUGCGAUACUAUGGUAGGAUCCGCAACAACGUAUACUACCGUUUUUUUCAUUGACUUAACCACUUUUAUUAUAUUUUUUCCUCUUCACUUUAUCUGUUCUGUGUUGGUAGAACCACUACUUUUUACUCUUGUGGCUGCGUUUACCAUCGGGACAUCAUUACCUGUACUGCUUGAGCGACUACCUCUUGUGCCACCCGACAGCCUGCUCCACCCUUUGAGUUGUCCAAGCGCCGAUGAAAAAAAACAGUGCCAUGACAGAAACGACUUCUGUGCUCGAUCGGCAUCUUUCUUUUCUAAUCGGUUACUUGCGAAUAUGCCACCCACGAAGUGGUCACCCAAUCUCAACUGUGUAAGAGCACUGCUCUGCGCACACGAGGUGGUGUGGCCUCCGGACAGGGCACAGAAAACUAAAUCCCAACAUCGCUUCAACAAUUUUUGCAGUGGCAUUAAUAACACUAAUGGUUGCCAACACCCCCUCCAACAACUGCUUUGCCGCUGCAUCAGGUGGUACAUUACGAUGCACAGUUUUCUUUUCUGGGGCUCGGUCGCUCGUUAUGAAAAAAGCAGAUCAGCGGUACGUUUGGAACUCGUCCAUGAGGGAUACAGGGAGUUUUUUCAACCACAAUCAGCUGCGUCAUGGGAAACCGCAACGCAGGACAGUAACGAACUUCGGGUGGUCACACUCCCUUUUAAAUCGUUAGACCAUCAAAAAAUGCCAAAAUCAGAAACAUUGUUUGGUUGA
Molecule: messenger RNA, 4224 nt
Organism: Trypanosoma brucei brucei TREU927
Lineage: Eukaryota; Euglenozoa; Kinetoplastea; Trypanosomatida; Trypanosomatidae
Exons: 1
Coding region: 1-4224 (1407 amino acids)
Source: RefSeq, a predicted model, not a curated record